AUUGCAAUCAUGACAGUUUGAAGUGGUCAUUACUAUGCAAAGCCACUACCUUUGCGCACACGUGAGUCAAGUAAAGAGCGUUUAAAAAAUUGUUAGGGUGUGUUUAGCGCACCCUUGCAAUGAAACAAUCUAAGUUGCGGCCCCUCAAAGGUCGUAAAAUUCGGGAAAAUGGUCGUGUUGACAAUUAGCAUGUACAAGCUCUAAUUCGGCUGUAAACAGGAACAAAGUGAACCCUGAGGCAUGUACAGAACAGCAGCGUUCACAUCAUAAGUCACAUUUUACCAAGUCUUUUUAUUGUAGCAGGUUCCAGAAAGCAUGGGCAUGGAUAAAAUGAUAUCUCAAAUUACUUCGUCUCCGUAGAUGCAGAGCUAAUAUAGUAGUUAUUUAUCAAAAGACAAAAUAAAUGGCAGUAUGACUGCUGGAAUAAAAAAAAAUAUAAAUAAAAAUAAAGUAAUUAGCUUAAAAACAAUACCACAAUGUAAUUUUAAGUUUAUAGUCCACUAAUAUAUCACAUUUUCAAAGGUUUUUACAAAGAACAAUAAAUCUUUCUUUUAUGGCUGAGAGCCGUUAUGUCAUUUCCUCAAAAACAUUAAUCUCGUUAAGGGCCAGAAUUGGGUCUGGUAUUUUUCACAUUCAUAGAAUAAAAAUGCUUCAUACUAAUGAGAAAUUAUCCGAGGAAACACGAAAAGUCUUUUAUUUAGACCAGAACUUUUUUGGUAAUAAGAUAUGUGAACUUUUUCGUAGUUUCAAUGCUUUUUAUUUACUUUAAGCUUAUAAUAUACGUGUCUGUUUUUACAUGAUUUGAUAAUGGGUUCGACUAUCGUCAGAGACCAUUUGAAGUUCCUGAAUAUUCAAAAUUAAUCUUUCCAAAUGUAAAACCAUCAAGAAAGCUUAACAUUGGUAUCCUUCAAGAAGGAGUUGAUUUGUGUGAUGAAAAUGUUCAAAAUGUUUUUAACACAUCUGUUCAAUGGUUAAAAGAUGACGAACAUUUCGAAAUGAAUCACGUAAGCCUUCCUAAGCACCAUAUUGCGGAAAAGCUUGGUUUGCCAAUACUAGGGAAUGGAAUCUACGGUGCUAUGAUCGAUGGAUGUGGUUUCGGAACAGCUGUAUCAGGUAUGCAGUCACAUACUCUGGCUAAAACGUUGUUUGACGGUUACAAAAAACACGGGAAAGAAUUAUCUGAAACAAAUAAAUAUUUCACAUUAAUUGGUUCUUACCUUCAACAAAAUUAUGGGCCAUACCAUUUUGCAAAGUCGUCAACAUUAGUUGCCCACUUAAACGGGGAAUAUAAUACACUGCUUGCGAAACAUGACGUCGUUAUUAUGCCAACAUUGACAAAAACACCAUGCAAAAUUCCCCGUAAAGAUGCCUCGAUUACUGAAAAAAUAACCACUGCAUUAAAUAUGAUUGGAAAUACCUCAAUAUUCAAUGUCACUGGACAUCCAGCAUUGACAUUAAAUUGUGGAUACGAUAAUGACUUGCCAGUAGGGUUGAUGAUUGUUGGAAAACAUUUUGAUGAAGUAGGAGUGCUUAAUGUUGCAAGUAUCUUUGAAGAUGUCUUCCGAAAGCGAAUGUCAAAAUAAGCUUCUGAAAAAUUCAUAUCAAAUAAUACACUUACUUCAUAUACAGCACGAUGGUGGGUUUCGGAAGGAACAACUAUCUUUAAGGUGUGAGUAAGGGAAAAAAAUAGUUUUUUUUGCAAUUUUUUUUCUAACUUCUUUUAUAAAAAAAAAGUGAACUUUUUAAUGGUGAAAUUAUUUUUUUAUAAAAUAGGAUAGAAAUGCGGAACACAAUCCUCAUCAUUUGUCUUUCAGCUGAAUUUGCUAAAAAUAUCAAAUAUAUGUGUAAAUGCAUGUUUCUCACUUUGGGAAUAAACUGUGAUAUGAGCACAUUUUGUAACAAUAACAUAAUCACAACCAAUGUUGUAAAAAACGAUACCAUUGAAUUUCUUGUAUCGCUUUUCUUUUAAUGAUUCUUUAUUUUUAUCCGACCAAUUAAAAAUCACUUUUUUCACUUUGACUGUCAUUUAUGCUUUUUCGUGAAAAAGUUAUUUUUACAAGCGAGCAACACUAACAACAUCAAGCUAUAUAAAAUAUCAAAAAAUGUCUACUUAUCGCCAUAAAGCUUCUGCUCCUUCAAAAAGGAGAAAAAAAAUUAAAAGAAAGUGUUCUAACUCUCCACCCGAAGAUUGAAAAUCUCUAUAAUAAUACGCCAGUUCUGUCUGUCUGUGACUUUUGCAAAGUGGAUAAAAUUUCCUUGAUAAAGUCUAUAAAACAUCGUCUAUAAAUUUGUUCUGUAAAUUACCAAACUUUGACGUUAAAGCAAUAUUGACGUCAAAGGAAAGUAUAUUAAGAUAAGUGAAGCCAUUGCAUUGCACUUUUAAAUUUAAGGCUAAAUAACUUGGAAACGGGUGGAAACAACUGACGUCAUCUCCUGCGUAGGUAACUAGGGACCACCUUUGACCAAUUUGGGUAAGUUUCCCAAACCUGGGUCCCUGAAUCCGUUUCGGGAAUGGACGGGUUGAUGACGUCAUCAAAAAACCUUCAAACCCUAAUAUCUCUGCAACCGUUUGUCAAAAAUACACGAUCCUAUACAUUUUCUUGAUCAGCGUUUCAAGAUCUAUACGAUGAAGGCAACAGGCAUACACAUUUCUGAAAAAAAAAGUUUUGUGUUCUGACAUGUCUCUGCUGACGUCAUCAAAAUUUAAAUGACGGUUAUUUUUCUCUGUUAUCCUGCCUAAGUGGAUUUUUCCACGGGCCUUAUCGACUAGUCUAUAUAAUAAUACGCCAGUUCUGUCUGUCUGUGACUUUUGCAAAGUGGAUUAUAUUCUUCACAAUUUUCUUUAACAAAUUCUAUAAAACAUCGCCUAUAAAAUUGUUCUGUAAUUUUAAAAUAAGCAGUAUGAUUCGCUGAAAUGCGUACUUUCAAACGGGACGGCAUUCUAAUAAAAAGUUCCGUUAGCGUAAAAACAAACAAACAUAAAAAUUUCUCGACAAAGUUCUCGACACAAAAGGCGAACUGAAGAAGCGGUUAAAAAAUGUCUUAUUUUCGACGAUCCCUUAGUCACAUAAAAGUGCAGAUAUUAAAAGCAAGAAAAGUCAAAGUGGAGAAGUAGAAGUACAAAAGUAAAGUUAGAAGCCACGAGAAGUUGCUUCGAAAGUGAAGAGUGCAGCUAGAAGUAGUAAAGAAAAGUUAGAAGUAGAAAAUAAAAGCUUGGGUUUAAAGUCGAUUUGGAUUCACAUAUAGUAAGAACUUUGAUAUUUUUAGAUGUUAUGUUUUUAUGUCGCUAGAGUUAAGUGUCCGGCAGACUCGCAUAUUUAAAAAGAAAAAAGUCCAAGUGAAGAAGUAGAAAAAGUGAAGUUGGAAGUGAAAGUGGAGCUACGUGGAGCUAGAAGUAAAGUAAAUUUAGAAGUAGAAAAUAAAGGCCACCAAAAAAAAGCACAGAAGAACGAUCCCUUUACCUUGAAAAAAAGGAAAAAAAGUGGUUUAAAAAAGCAUAGCUAUAUAUUUAAAAAGAAAAGAGACCAAGUGAAGAAGUAGAAAAGUGAAGUGAGAAGUGGAGCUAGAUGUAAAGUAAAGUUAGAAGUAGAAAACAAAGGCUAGAGUUUAAAGUGGAUUUGAAAUCACAAAUAGUAAGAACUUUGAUAUUUUUAUUCGUUUGGUUUUUAUGUCGGUGGAGCAAGCAGACUCGCAUUUCCCAGGAAAAGCUACAGUUUCAUAUUUUACCGCGUAUGUAGCCAUAUUUGUUUACGUUUUGUAUGUUGCAUAAUUCAUGAGCCCUGGCGCGUAACUAAUGUAUUGUCCUAAAAUUCAAAAUGCUACAUAAAGCUGUUGGCUGACUAAAAAACGGAAAACUUUGGUUAUGUUGAACUGUAAUGUUAUUAAUUUUACAUUACUAUUGCUUCCCCCUAUAUGUGUUUUUCUAAGCAUAAAUAGCUAGCUUUAGUUUUAGGUUCAGAAUUGUUGGUAAAGGGCAGUACGGAUCAUCAUACUAAAAAAGAAAAAUUUUUGUGUUCUUAACUGGUUGAUUUUUACACUGUGUGUAAAUUUUUGUGGGAGAGAAUGGUAUGCAACUGAAAUGACUGAUUUUUGUAGAUUUACGUUUAAUGUUUUCUAAACUAUGGCUUUUUCAUAUUUUUGUAUAAGCUUUUAAGGGAAAGACAAUAUUUAAAAUGUGUAAAGAACUUAUUUUUGUUGAUUUGUGCUAACCUUUGCAGGCCAACUUUUUGACAUUUCAGAAUAAAUCACUGAGGGUUUUCAACAUAAUCACUUAUAAGAUGUACAUAUUUGAGAUGCGUUAUUUCUGACAUUGUUAUUAUCCGUGUUGUGACUGUUGGUAUUCUUACUGUCGGUUUUGUGAGUAUUGGUGUUGUGAGUGUCGAUGUUGUGAGUGUCGUUGUUGUAACUUUUUAUCAACUAGAUUUUGCACCUUGCAAGCUGUUCUUUUUUAUUUUGUGUAAGAUUUGACAUUUGACAUUUUGUGUAAGAUUUUAAGAACAUUUUUUUUCUAUAUGCAUUUCUUACGUCAGCAAAAAACAUCUAAAGCAACUUAUUUUUUUAAUGGCCUUUUGCCUAAGUGGAUUUUUCCACGGGCCUUAUCGACUAGUCUAUAUAAUAAUACGGAGCUUCUGUCUGUGACUUUUGCGAAGUGGAUAAAAUUUCUUUAAUAUAUCUAUAAAACAUCGCCUAUAAAUUUGUUCUGUAAAUUAGCAAACUUUGACGUUAAAGCAAUAUUGACGUCAAAGGAAAGUUUAUUAAGAUUAGUGAAGCCAAUGCAUUGCACUUUUAAAAUUAAGGCUUAAUAACUUGGAAACGGGUGGAAAUAACUGAUGUCAUCUCCUGCGUGGGUAACUAGGGACUACCUGGGACCAAGUUGGGUAAGUUUUCCAAACCUGGGUCACCAAAUCCGUUUCGGAAUGGACGGGUAAAUGACGUCAUAAAAAAACCUUUAAACCCUAAUAUCUCUGCAUCCGUUUCUCUCAAGUACACGAUCCUAUACAUUUUCUUGAUCAGCGUUUCAAGAUCUAUACGAUGAAGGCAAUAGGUACACAAAUUUCUUGAAAAUAAAUUUUUGGGUUUGACAGGCCAUUGCUGACGUCAACAAAAUUUUUAACACCUUAUAUCUCCUUAGGUUUUUGUCGAAUACAUAUGAUCCUAUACAUUAUUGUGAUCAGCGUUUUAACCUUUACACGUUAUAGGCAACGAAUAAACUAAACUUGGCCAAUUUUUUUUUGUACCUGCACUGUUGACGUCAGCAAAAAAUCUAAAACAACCUAUUUUUCCAUUGUCCUUCUGCCUAAGUGGAUUUCUCCACGGGCUUUAUCGACUAGUGACACAUAAUAAGAGAAAAAAACUGUCACUUUUCCGAUAAAAGUCGGUGCUUGCAACUAGUCUCUUAUAAUAAUACAGAGACUGUGUCUGUUUGCAACAGGCAAAGUGGAUGUCUUUAUUUUCCUUUGAUGUUGCCAAAAAAGUUAUGUCUAUUAUGUUAAAUUCUUUGACGUUAGGGCGCGACGAAAAUAACACUACUUUAACGUCAAUAUCCUAUAUUAAAUUAAUGAAGCCAUUACAGUGGACCUAAAAUUUUGAGGCCAAAUAACUUGGAAACGAGUUGGUGACGUCAAUGUUUUUUCACCGCGUGGGUAACUAGGGACCACCUUUUUCCAAACCUGGGUCCCCAAAUCCGUUUCGGAAUGAACGGGUUUAUAACGUCAUCAAAAAACUUUUAAACCACAAUAUUUCCGUAACCGUUGGUCAAAAGUACAUGAUCCAAUACAUUUUCUUGAUCAGCGUUUCAAGAGCUAUAACAUGAAGGCAACGGGUAUACAAAUUUCGAAAAAAUAAUUUUCUGUACUUUUAUUAGGGACUGCUGACGUCAGCAAAAUUUUUAAACCCGUAAAUCUCAUUAACCAUUCAUCAAAAGCACGUGAUUACAUACAUUUUCUUGAUCAGCGCUUUAAGGUCUACACAAUAAAGGCAACGUAAAAACAAGGUUCUAAUUUUUUUUUGCAGAUGGGUUGCUGACGUCAUCAAAAUUCAUAUGACGCUUAUUUUUCAAUUUUAUCCUGUUUCAGUGGAUUUUUCCACGGGCUUUAUCGACGUCAGCAAAAUUUUUAAACAUCGUUUCAAGGUCUAUACGAUGAAGGUAACAGGGAUAUAAAUUUCUGAAAUUUUUUUUUGCGUUUUAACCGGCCAUUAGUGACGUCAGCAAAAUUUUUAAACCCUUUUAUGUCCUUUGUCGUUCGUAGAAAAGAUAUGACGUUUGUAACAAGGAGUUUUUCAAAGUUUUGUUUUUAUUUCCAUCCUGUCUAUUUGACCGAGGAUGAUACACCGCCGUUUUUUCCCUUUUAAUCUCCUUUUUUAUAUAUUUUUGUCAACUAACUAAACAAACGGUAAAUGUAAGAAUCAUAGUAACACCAAAACACAUAUGAUCCUAUAUAUUAUUUUGAUCAGCGUUUCAACCUGUACACGUUACAGGCAACGAAUAAACAAAUUUUGCCUUUUUUUAGGAUUUGCAAAGCUGACGUCAGCAAAACGUCUUAAACAACCAACUUUUUCAAUGUCCUAUUACCUAAGUGGAUUUUUCCACGGGUCUUUAUCGACUAGUAAAUAAUAACACGCAAUUGAACAAAAGCGUGAGUCGAAAGAAAAUAAUGUUUUAUCCAGCGAUACGACUCAGACAUUUAUGUUAUCAUAUCAAAUCUCUAUUCCAUUAGAUGUUGUAACAUUUUUUCCUUUUCCUUUUUGUUUAUUUUUACUUUGCCCAUCUCUCUUCUUGUGAAUAUGUUUUAAGUGCGAAUAUGAGCAGACACGCGCGUAGUCCGGAAGUUGUUAAAAACACCCGUAGCAAACAUUUAACUAUACGAAAGUGAUGAUAUUUUUUAAAAUCUUUAAAGCUCUUUUUCGCAAUGUUCAUUUUUUGUGUUAGUACUGCUAGCCUUUUCAUCUUCAUUUACAAAACUAUAAAUCUACAAGGUGGAGGGUGAGCGGCUUUUAAGACAGAUGUAUCUAAAAACGAUUUUAAAUUUAAUUCGCAAGUGUGAAGAGAUUUCGAGUUAUGACGUAUUUUUUAGCGAAUUAUGGUUUGUAAUUCGAUAAAAAAAGUUAAUGGAAUAUAUCUUCAAAACGGAAAAUAAUUACACUAUAAUCUUCAAAUCGUUUCUAGAUCAAUGUGUUGUGAUUACAAAACAGUGAACAUAAAUCAUGCAAAACUAAAAGUUUUGUAAAUAGAGAUGCGUUAGUAAAGGAGGGGUCAGUUUUUUAGUGUCUUUUAACGUCUUCAAUUUUAUUUCGCUUUCAAUAAUUUCUAUAUCAUCUUUUAGGCAAUUUUAUAAACUUUCAGAAAAUAUUAUACAACAAUAUUACAACUUUCACGUAAUCUUAAUAGAAGAUAUUGUAAAACAUCACACUUUUUCCUUACUCACACCUUAAUUUAACAACAUUACAUUUUAUCGUAACUUGUGUACCUUCUUAAGCAAAUACAGGCCGUCCAAAUACAAAGCCUAACAAGCCCUGGGGACGAGGUUGAAGCAAAUAUAAUCGAAGUCUAUCACUUUGCUCGUUUAAAUGAUUUUAUUUACUUGCUUCAUGUUCCUCUGUUAUAUAUACUGUUUCCCAGACCACAGUCAGUAAUAUUCGUUUUUAAAUUUUUGAGCUGCAUUAGAUCCGUGUGUUUCUAUAUGCAGGUACUUAUAUGGGCCCAAAAUAGUACUGGGUGUGAAAGGACAAAAUGUCAAUCUUGUCGUAUUUCUUUGGCCAGCUUUUUUUGCCAAUGUACCAACUUCGUAUAUACGUGUAUGCACGGUACCAACUUUCUUCAAAAGCAGAACAUUUUAAGGAGAAAUUAGCUUUCUUCACAGAGUUUUAUAUUAGAAUGAAUUAAGACAUAUUU
This is a messenger RNA of Hydractinia symbiolongicarpus, 7891 nucleotides long. RefSeq lists its product as uncharacterized. The record is from RefSeq and is a predicted model, not a curated record. The transcript has 3 exons. The coding region runs from base 996 to 1583 and encodes 195 amino acids. Lineage: Eukaryota; Metazoa; Cnidaria; Hydrozoa; Anthoathecata; Hydractiniidae. Gene Ontology annotation, molecular function: catalytic activity.